AUGGCUUCAGCUCUCGGUCUGCGGGACUGCGGGAGGCCGCCCGCGGUCCCGGGGCGAGGUGGGGGGCGGGGGGGGCAGUCCCAGCCACGUGGUCGCUGCGGGCCCAAAGUCCAAGGGCAGCCGCAGGCGCGCCCCAGAGCCCGCUGGAGAGCGGGAGUGAAGAACCAGACAACUGCCCCCGCGUCGGCCACAGGCUCGACCCCGCCCCCGCCCUCGAAGGCCUGCGCGCGGCCGCCCCCCCACCCCCAACCACGGCGGCAGCACUCUGGGAACGGAUCCGAAAUCCACCAGGGGCUCGGCCCGCCCUUUUCUCGCGAGAGGUGGGAGGGGAAGCGGGUCGGAUGGGCGACGGAGAUGUCGCCAAUGAGCGAGCGGGAAGGGCGUGAUCGACGGCUUCCUCCCGGCCUCGCCCCGGCUGCGGAGGCCGCCGUCGCAGCCCGCCUCUCUCUCCCUCGCAGCCUUCCCUACCUUCCCCGCCCCGUUCUUCUCUUCCCGUCUGAGGUGGCGGCCGGCUCUCUGCUCGCCAGCUCCGUGUAG
Molecule: messenger RNA, 537 nt
Organism: Rangifer tarandus platyrhynchus (Svalbard reindeer)
Lineage: Eukaryota; Metazoa; Chordata; Mammalia; Artiodactyla; Cervidae
Source: the annotation of a GenBank genome assembly